Molecule: messenger RNA, 2799 nt
Organism: Bombus huntii
Lineage: Eukaryota; Metazoa; Arthropoda; Insecta; Hymenoptera; Apidae
Product: GATA-binding factor A-like
Exons: 6
Coding region: 773-2104 (443 amino acids)
Biological process (GO): cell fate commitment; positive regulation of transcription by RNA polymerase II; negative regulation of transcription by RNA polymerase II
Molecular function (GO): RNA polymerase II cis-regulatory region sequence-specific DNA binding; zinc ion binding; DNA-binding transcription factor activity, RNA polymerase II-specific
Source: RefSeq, a predicted model, not a curated record
CAGUCAUCGCUCGCACCGCGUUCCGUGGAACUGUUCUCGCUCCGCGUUCUUUCCACGCUCGUUUCGCUCGUUGGCUCGCGCUGCCUCGCAGUUGUCGACGAAUGUGCGCGAUUCCCACACGCUUCGCGCUUCUUCCUCGUCCUCUCCCUCCUGCCGUUUCGCCUUUCCCACCGCGACGUGGUCGCGCGCGUUACACGAUCGUCGAUUCCGUCGUCGCGACGAUCGGUGCGCGCCAGUGAAACGAAUCGGUGUGCGGGUUUCCUUACCUCGAGCCACAGGGACAGCGAGAGAGAGAGAGAGAGAGAGAGAGCGCGUUUCGCGCGAUUUCUCGAAAUGACCGCGAACGUCGACCAGGUACUCGCACGCGACGAUUCUCGUCGACGCUAGUCGCCGCCGCCGCCGCCGCCGCCGCCGCCGUCGGUCACCGUUUCUUCGUGGCAUAGAUCGUGCGAGUCGCUGGCUAUCGCGGUGCCGUCGUUCGUCGACUCGAUGAUCCUGGUCGCGUGGAACGCAUCGUUCUCCUCGGUGCAAUUGCCAACGCGAUUCGAGUUUCGCUCCGUCGACGACGGAGUUUGCCGGUAGUGGAAUCCAGCGGACGAUCGUCGAUUGACAGGCGGCCAACGACGACGAUAAGAAGAAGCGGAAACGGAAGCGGAAACGGUGGACACGUGGAAACGUUUCAUCGACGUCCGAUUCGACCUUGCCCCGGCGCUCUAGGAUGUCUAGUUUGGACGGCUGAUUACGAAUGCCGUGGUGUUAGCUCUCGGGGAGGAUGUUCCACGGGGGCGGAAGCAGCGGUUACGGCGCGAGUUCCGACUACCAACAACAGUCUCAACAACAGCAACAACAGCAACAGCAACACGGCCAGCAGCUUCAGGCGCCCGUCUACGUACCAUCUUCGAGGCCGACGAUCCCGUCGGCUGCGACAGCCGCGGCAGCCGCUGCGGCGGCCGCUCAAUAUCACUCGUUCCCCGGUUCUGGCUCGCCCGCUUGGGAGAAGACCGCGGCCUCGUGGCAGCAUGGCGUGGAGACGUACGCCGCGCACCACGCGCUCGCCGGCCACGCGAGCGGAUCCGCGGCCGCGGCUGCGGCUGCCGCCGCCGCCAUGGGUCCGCAUUCCGGCCACGCGCACCCUCAUCCGCAUCCGCACGCGGCCCAUCCGCACACCGGACACCCUCACUCGAGCCUCGCCGCGGCCGCCCCCUUUUACGCCCAAAACGUCGCCAUGAUGUCCUCCUGGCGAGCCUACGACGGAGCUGGAUUUCAACGGGCCUCUCCUUACGACACCGCGAUGGAUUUUCAAUUCGGCGAGGGUCGCGAGUGCGUUAAUUGCGGAGCUAUAUCGACGCCGCUUUGGAGGAGGGACGGCACCGGGCAUUAUCUGUGCAACGCGUGCGGACUCUAUCACAAGAUGAACGGAAUGAACAGACCGCUGAUAAAGCCGUCCAAACGGCUGACAGCCACCAGGCGUUUGGGUUUGUGCUGCACGAAUUGCGGUACCCGCACUACCACUCUCUGGAGGCGCAACAACGAAGGCGAACCUGUUUGCAACGCUUGCGGUCUCUACUUCAAGCUGCACGGCGUCAACAGACCUCUCGCGAUGCGCAAAGACGGUAUUCAGACGCGAAAACGAAAACCGAAGAAAACGCCCGAGUCGAACGCCAGAUCGUCCACGGUGGAUCACGAAACAAACGCCGUCUCGGCCGCUUCUUCUCCGUCCACGGAAUUGAAGGGUAGUCAACAGCAGCAACAGCAGCAACAGCAGCAGCAGCAGCAGCAACAGCAACAACAGCAACAACAGCAGCAACAUCAAAUCGAGGUGUCCAAAUCGACCGCCGGUGGCGCGUCCAGUUCGUCGGACAGACCGGUCUAUCUCGGGCAUACGUCUCUAUUGACGACCGGAAGCGUAGCUACCGUAAAAACCGAACCGCGAAGUUGCGACGGCAUUGUCGGUCAGCCGUAUUCCUCGUAUUACCAGCAUCCUCAUCAACUGGGGGUGGCGACCAGCGAGCAUCAACAGCAAACGUACUACGGGAGCCAGGAAGCUCCCUAUCAUCAUCAACAUCACGUUACCGCGGCUGCCAAGUUGUUAGCCUCCACGUAAUUUGAUCUCAACGUCGAAGAAUCGACGGGACGAUGUCCGCGAUGUCCGCGAUGUGCGCCAAUCGCCGACGCGAAACGGACGACGAGCGCGUUCGUUCGUCGUCGUCGUCGUGCGUUGCUCGUUUCGUCGCAUUUCGUUUUUCGUUUCUCGCUCGUCCGUCGUCGUUCGUCGUUGUCGCGUUGCCGCGUACGUUACGCGCAAUAUACCGUACGCGACCGAUAAGCGAACCGGCCGAAUGGAUAAGCGAGGUUUAUGCUUUCGUCGAUCGUUCGUCGACGAUUCGCCGCCGUAUAUUUAGUUUUCUCGUCGUCUUCGUCCCUCGAAAAGAGAAAAAGGAAACGUCGUGGCGACCACACACUAGGUGCUAUCGACCGACUUUCAUCGAUUUCGGCGUCGUGACACGGUCGUUCUGACACGUUUGACGCUUACGUUCGUCGAACGGUAUACAUGUAUUCGCCAACGAAAGGUACUCGAUUGUAAAUAAAAAUCGCGAGUCGAUUCGUAAUCGACGUAGAUUUCUACGGUAGACUAGUUUUAGAGGCGUGUCGACGAUUUGAUCGACCGAUAGAUCGCGCAUGGAACGCGGCGAAUCCAAGGCGCGCGAACGACCUAUCCGCUUCGAAGAAAUGUCAGCUUUUUUGUACAGUUCCUGUAUGAUUAGUUUUCCGACGCGCAAUAAAGAGAAUAGCUUUCGA